AUGGCAAAUACUGCGAAAUCAGUUUCGCAAUCGCCCCGGUUGCGCGGGGAUGCCGGCCAUACGAGGAAGGAAUCGGAAGUUGGUGAACUACAUAAGAAGAAUGACGCAAUGACGCUGGAAUUUUAG
Messenger RNA from Paracoccidioides lutzii Pb01, 126 nucleotides. RefSeq lists its product as hypothetical. The record is from RefSeq and is a predicted model, not a curated record. The coding region runs from base 1 to 126 and encodes 41 amino acids. The transcript is spliced from 2 exons.